Messenger RNA from Kogia breviceps (pygmy sperm whale), 1020 nucleotides. RefSeq names its product trace amine-associated receptor 1. Gene Ontology annotation, molecular function: trace-amine receptor activity. Gene Ontology annotation, cellular component: membrane. Gene Ontology annotation, biological process: G protein-coupled receptor signaling pathway. The record is from RefSeq and is a predicted model, not a curated record. NCBI's taxonomy places the organism in Eukaryota, Metazoa, Chordata, Mammalia, Artiodactyla, Physeteridae.
AUGAUGUCCUUUUGCCACAAUAUAAUUAAUAUCUCCUGUGUGAAAAGCAGCUGGUCGAAUGGCGUCCGUGCUUCCCUGUACAGUUUAAUGGUGCUCAUAAUUCUGACCACAGUGGUUGGCAAUCUAAUAGUUAUUAUUUCUAUAUCACACUUCAAGCAACUUCAUACCCCAACUAAUUGGCUCAUUCAUUCCAUGGCCACUGUGGACUUUCUGCUGGGGUGCCUGGUCAUGCCUUAUAGUAUGGUGAGAUCCGUUGAGCACUGCUGGUAUUUUGGAGACGUCUUCUGUAAAAUUCACACCAGCACUGAUAUUAUGCUGAGCUCAGCAUCAAUUUUUCACUUGUCCUUCAUUUCCAUUGACCGCUACUAUGCUGUGUGUGACCCACUGAGAUACAAAACUAAGAUCAACGUCUUGGUUAUUUUCGUGAUGAUCUUCAUUAGUUGGAGUAUUCCUGCUCUUUUUGCAUUUGGAAUGAUCUUUCUGGAGCUAAACUUCAAAGGAGCCGAAGAGAUGUAUUACAAACACAUUCACUGCAUAGGGAGUUGCUCUGUCUUCUUCAGCAAAACAUCUGGGGUUCUGGCCUUUAUGACUUCUUUCUAUAUACCUGGCUCUAUUAUGAUAUGCAUCUAUUGUAGAAUAUAUUUCAUAGCGAAAGGGCAGGCAAGAUCAAUUAAUGAUGCAAGUCAGAAGUUUCGAAUUGGGUUGGAAGAGAAAGAUGGAAUUUCACGAAGCAAAGAAAGGAAAGCUACGAAGACUUUAGGGAUUGUGAUGGGAGUUUUCUUAACAUGCUGGUGUCCUUUCUUUGUCUGCAUAGUCAUGGAUCCUUUCCUGGACUAUACUAUUCCACCCAUGCUGAACGAUGCAUUGAUUUGGUUUGGCUACUUGAAUUCCACUUUAAAUCCAAUGGUUUAUGCAUUUUUCUAUCCCUGGUUCAGAAGAGCACUGAAGAUGAUUCUAUUUGGUAAAAUUUUCCGAAAAGAUUCAUCUAGAUGUAAAUUAUUUUUAGAAUCAAAUCCAUAG